AAAACAGUGUAAAAAGCUCUCAGUUUUGACCUUCCAAAUGCUGCUUCUCUCUCAUCCUUCCCCAGAACUUCCACCUCAAUGAAGAGGUUUGAUAAGACUAGCUAUGACGAAGAAGACAUCGGCGAUACCUAUACGUCACGUGUUCUGGUUUGGUUGGAAGCUUGUGGUUAUACUCUCAGUCACGCUCUUCUCCUUGACUCUUCUGAGACUUCACCGCAACUCUCGAUCACAACUCUCUUCACCACCUCGCAGAUCUCGAAUUUCGAACGAAAUCUUCGAAGGACCUCCAAAAGUCGCGUUCUUAUUUCUCGCUCGUCGAAAUUUGCCUCUCGAUUUCCUAUGGGGAAGCUUCUUCGAGAAUGGAGACGUGGCAAAUUUUUCGAUUUAUGUUCACUCGGAGCCUGGUUUUGUGUUCGAUGAAUCGACUACGAGGUCGGCCUUCUUCUAUGAUCGGCAAUUGGAAAAUAGCAUUGAGGUAGCCUGGGGAGAGUCAAGUAUGAUUGAAGCUGAGAGGCUGUUACUUGAAGCGGCUCUCCAGGAUCCCGCAAAUCGGAGAUUUGUUCUAUUAUCAGACAGCUGUGUUCCUUUGUACAACUUUAGCUAUAUAUACAACUCUUUGAUGGCUUCUCCAAAGAGUUAUGUGGACAGUUUUCUUGACAAAAAAGAAGCUCGCUAUAACCCAAAGAUGUCACCUGUCAUACCAAAAAACAAAUGGCGAAAGGGAUCACAGUGGAUCACUUUGAUUCGAAGGCACGCAGAAGAAGUUGUAGAUGACGAGGUCAUUUUUCCAGUCUUUAAGAAGUUUUGUAAGAGACGCCCACUUGUGGAUGACAGUAAGGGAAAGCAAAAUCUUAAACUUCAGAAGCAGCACAACUGUAUCCCAGAUGAACAUUAUGUGCAAACAUUACUUGCAAUGAGUGAUCUUGAAGGUGAACUUGAACGAAGAACAGUGACCUACAGUUUAUGGAAUCUGUCUGUGACAAAUAUGGAAAGAAAAGGGUGGCAUCCUGCUACAUUUAGCUAUGCAGAUGCAGGGCCUCAACAAAUUAAAAAAAUAAAGGACAUCAACCAUGUAUACUAUGAGACUGAGUAUCGGACAGAAUGGUGCAGGAAUAAUUCUACAUUAAUUCCCUGCUUCUUAUUCACGAGGAAAUUCUCUGAAGGAGCUGCCAUGCGUCUUCUAAGCGAAGGAGUGGUCGGUUCCUUUGAUGCCUCUGCACUACUAAGUACAUCGCCCUGAUUUCUCACAACACUUUAGCUACUAGUUUUCCAUGUUUUAACAGCAUCUUUAACCGGCAACAUACCCACAGAAUAUAACUCGGGCAGCAAGUGGAGCGCCCGUUAGAACUUUACUGAUUGUAUUUCACAUCGAUACCCGUGAAAGUUUUUGAUAGCACACAAUCUUAAAAUGUGACAACGACACAGGAGAAAUAGUGUGUGAUAGAGAUUUGCCGGGGUUUAAGCUAUAAGUGCACCCGGGACGAGUUGUAAAUUGUUGAUAUGGUCGCAUGAUUAAUAGAAGUUGCUUAAUUCUUUUUGUUUCUCCCCUUCGUGGGAAAUGACAAUAACUAAUCGAUGUUUUAAUGCUCAAGUUUCUGUUCUGUCAAUGUUAUUUCUUAUUUCCUCAAUUUUUUUGUCUUUGCUCUUUGGUGUAUUUAGGUUUUGG
Messenger RNA from Ilex paraguariensis (yerba mate), 1666 nucleotides. Lineage: Eukaryota; Viridiplantae; Streptophyta; Magnoliopsida; Aquifoliales; Aquifoliaceae. The record is from the annotation of a GenBank genome assembly.